AUGCUGAAGAAGAGGUCCCUACACCCCCCUCUGCUCUUCUGGUCCAACUCUCCCAGCUCAACACCUGAACUUUCCCCGACUUCCUCGUCAUCGGAUACUGAGUCGGACGAGGACAUGGACCCUUCCGGUUCACGUCCGUUAAGUCUGGCUGUUCCCCAUGGCACCUUUUGUCCCAUGCGACCGACUCUCGAUGAGGUGCUUGCCAAUACAGCACCUGCUCCCUACACGCUCAGCGCUUUCAUGGCCUACCUAUCACAGAAUCACUGCCUGGAAACUCUGGAGUUUACACUGGAUGCAAAGCGUUAUCGGGAGGCCUACGAGGAUCUUAGCCGCCAGCUAGGUCAGUUCCCUAUCGCGGCCGAUUGCCCAGAGAGCCGCCAUUUGCGUAUGCUGUGGCAGCGACUGUUAGCAGCAUACAUUCUCCCGGGUUCUCCGCGCGAAAUCAACGUCUCCAGCGAGGUUCGUGAAGAUAUCGUCCAACACGCCAACGCGUCAGUGCCUCCACCACCUUCGAUGCUUGAUGCUGCGGUGAAGCUGGUCCAUGAUUUGAUGGAGGAAUCGAUCUUCAUGCCCUUUCUAAACGCCCACUCGUCGUCCGCACACGUCUACCCUCUCUCGGAACCGCUGUUCUCCCAGGAUGACGGACUGACGAUAGUUUCCAACCCAAGUCUAGACGAACACGCAGUCAAGCGAGUCAAAUCAAAAGGAGGUCGUCUUUCGCCCCGCACGUCACGAGAAUUAGGGUCGCCAGUCUCCUCAAGCCCACCAUCCAGCCACCUAUCUCGCUCCAACUUCUCUCUCAACGCAGUCACGUCUCUCGGCAAGUCGUCCCACCGACCGUCGGGCCAGACUUCAAGUACAACGAGUGGUGAUUCUGGGUCUGCUGGCUUGACCGACGACUCUGGGAGCGUGCAGUCGAGCACUGGCGAGCCUAUGACUCCUCCAACAACCCCUCCUUCCAGCGAGCCCAGCAUGCAAGCCAGCAGUCCCAAGAACCGCGUCGACAACCCAUGGAAGAAGAUGGGCAUGAAGCUAGGAUUCAAGAAGCGAGGCACAAGCAGCCAAAACUUGCGAUUCCCUCCGGACGAAUGA
This is a messenger RNA of Aspergillus calidoustus, 1092 nucleotides long. The record is from the annotation of a GenBank genome assembly. NCBI's taxonomy places the organism in Eukaryota, Fungi, Ascomycota, Eurotiomycetes, Eurotiales, Aspergillaceae.